Zophobas morio is the source of this 2870-nucleotide messenger RNA. It is a transcript of the gene Ndc1, whose product is annotated as nucleoporin NDC1. Gene Ontology annotation, cellular component: nuclear pore transmembrane ring. Gene Ontology annotation, molecular function: protein-macromolecule adaptor activity. NCBI's taxonomy places the organism in Eukaryota, Metazoa, Arthropoda, Insecta, Coleoptera, Tenebrionidae. The transcript is spliced from 5 exons. The record is from RefSeq and is a predicted model, not a curated record. Bases 1080 to 2825 code for a protein of 581 amino acids. Gene Ontology annotation, biological process: nuclear pore organization.
UUUGAUAACAUAACCUCACAUAACCUAUAAAUGAAACUUCAAUUUGGAAACAUUUGUUGUGUUUCAGACAGUCGGGCAGUUUAAACGGUCCUUUUUACAUACAGCCAAAUACUUCCGCACCGUUUAAAACUUGUCGUGAUUGUAUUUUUAUAGUUGCUUAAAUGGAGGUUAUAAUACCCUCUUUUAUAAACGCACAUCUCUUCUGGAUAAUCGAGAAAGGGGACAUCCUCUUGAGGUCGGCAAUGCACAGAACUAUGUCCACCAGACACUGUAAAAUUGUAAAAGACCCAAGUGAAUUAUACGAAAACCAGAUGGUGGCUGUACACAUUGACGAUGUGUGGAUCCGGGCACUAGUCGAAGACGUAGUUACUACACAAACCGAUAGGAAAUUUCUUUGUUGGCUUCCGGAUUAUGGCGUUAUGAGAAGCGUCUGCUCCGUUUUUCAAAUUCCAGAAGCUCUGAAAGAGUGCCCACCCCUAGCCAAACAAGCUAGUUUAAUAAAUGUGGUCAAUUUAGCAACAGAUUUGUUACUUGGUGAUAACGGCUACGAACUAAAACUAAAAAAAACUGUUGCUGAUAUCGAAGGGGUGCGACAGGUUGCUUUAGAUUACAUAGGAGGUGCCGAAAAAAUAUUAUUUGACGUUCAAAGCGAAGACAGAUUUAAUUUAUACGGGGACAUCAUUUGCGUGUACCCUGAAAAUUGCAAAAAGUCGCUGACUGAAGCGCUAAAAGACGACAAAUUGUUGGCUGAAGAUGAAAAAAUGUUUGAAACAAUUGACGCUCAAAGAAGACAACUGAAGGAUAUUUAUUUUCAACACAGCCCCAAUUGGCAGCAAAGUUUAGGCACAGUGGAAAAGAAAAAACUGGCCAAAAUUAUUUUUAACCAGAAUAAAACAACAGCGAUGGACUUUUUUAAAAACUCGUGUAAUUUCCGUUGUGAUUAUUAGUGUUGGUACGACUGCAAAAGUUACUAGAAUUCGUUCAACUGUCAGUUUGAAUUUUCAUCGGUUUAUUAAUGUUUUUGUCUUUUGUAAGUUUUGUAUUUUGUGAAUGUGAUAUACGCAAAGGUGUAGUUGAUCAUGCAGCAACCUCCUACAAAUCCUAACCUCUUCACGCCGCAAACUUUCAGUUAUAAAGACAUUUUAGUACGAAAACUAGUGCGUGCAGUCGCUUGUAGCGUUUUCUCACAAAUAGCCAUUCUUUUAAUUUACGUACUAGUCGCCAACGUUAAUUUCUUGCACCCCCUAGAAUGGCUAACCUCAAUCCUCAACACUUUCACGUACGUAAGCACAUGGCUCUUUGUUAUAAUUUUCUCGUUCAUAAUUUUCGCCCAAUGUUUAAUUUGCGCCAAAGAUUACGUUUUUAUGACGUCGUACAGCUCGACGAGAUUUCAACAACUGCUGCACAUAUUUUCGUUGCAUAAUUUCAUACUGUUGUGUCUCCAUGUCAUAAUAGGGGGGGCUUUCACUUGGCAGAUUCUCGUGGUCAUUGACAGCAGCAGCAAAAGCUUGACUGUGAAAUGCAAAAUUGAUAAAAGUUGUCUAGUUGAAGACACUUUUUUUCUGAUUGUUGGAAGCUUCUGGACUGGGCUUUAUUUCUUCCUGAAGGUGUACAUAUCGACAAAGCAGCUGGUUUUUCCAGUUGUACAACAAAGAAAGUUUUUGCGGGUGCGUUCCAACGUGUCUGGGUUGUUUACAGAGAGUAUGGUAAUGUCAGCAUGGCCUACGUUGUAUUUUGCUAUGUUUUACUAUAUAUGGGGUCAGAGCAUGGAGAAUUAUUUCAUGGUUGUUUUUAACUUGGAUAGAGCACCCCACGAAAGUAGCAUUCUUGCCUAUGUGUACUUGUGGUGGUUUUCCACCUUAUAUUUCUUUAGUAUGAACCUGAUGAGGUUCUUCUUCUCCAUGUUCCUAACAGAAGCCAUACAAUUUCCAAUAGUUAAAGACAACAUAAACACGUUGACGUUACAAGAGGCUUUAGUCAUGAAUAAUCUGCCCAUUGUACAAAAUCUGGCUUGUCUAGACUUGUACUUGUUGUCUCAGUGGUCUUUAAUGCGUCGUCAGUUAUUUUUCACGUUGUCACAACCCGGAGGUCACCCCCAUAACUGGAACACGUUAAUAGAAAGUGUCGUGAAACUCUUCACCGAAUAUACAGAUGUCUUAAGAAAGUCGGUAGAAACGACACUACCGUCAGACAAAAUUAAAAAACAACCAGAAACUAUUACACCGUUUUCACCCAUCACACUCCAGUCGCCGCUUGCUCAAAAUAUUAAAUACCGGAAUUUGCGUAACAUGUCCGCUUACAACGACUACUUGGACGUCGUGAACGUGUCACACGAAGGCUCAGUCAGCGCUGUCGAAACUAUGAAAAAGAAUCUCGACAACACAAUCAACAAAUUAGUAUCGUUUAUGAAAAUUUUCUUCGGGAUUAACUUUCUCUUUGGUGAGCUGCCGCAAGCCAACAUCCAGAAGUGUCUGGGCAACGGACAGCUCAUCGUGUGGGCAAGUCAAGGCAUUUCCGAGUUAACGGUGGCGUCGCUAAGUGAAGACAAGUACGGAAUUGUGCAGAAGGAUAUGCCGAUCAUUAUUACGUCUCUGGUGCAGUUGAAACAACACUUGGAUAAACUAAAUAAAGUGCCGGCGCUGUCCAGGAAAGUCGCCGGACUGCAGGACUUCAACUACAAGAUGAAAAACGCUGUCACCGCCGCCGUGAAACACAGUCUGUUUAAUAUCUGUUUGAAUUUUGGACAAUACUUCAACGACUUGCCGCUGAGUAAGGACGUUGUGCAGUAUUUGUACGUUAACGUUAUGUUGAAAAAUUCCAGUUAAGUUAUUUAUAUUUGUGCCGACUUUAAUAUAUGAUUUUGUAAAAAA